This is a messenger RNA of Ilex paraguariensis (yerba mate), 399 nucleotides long. NCBI's taxonomy places the organism in Eukaryota, Viridiplantae, Streptophyta, Magnoliopsida, Aquifoliales, Aquifoliaceae. The record is from the annotation of a GenBank genome assembly.
AUGGAAAGCCCACCUAAGUCCACUAGUAGAUCCGCUCUUGAGUACGAUCAUGAAGAUGAAAAUCGGGUGGAUAUAACAGUGAUUAAGGCAACAAAGAAGAUCACAGAAGAUGUCAAUGCCGAGAAGUUUGAAGACAUACAGAAAUGUGAAUAUGCUGAUAUUGUUCUUCUUGACUGCUUUGUCCUGGCACUAUUCUAUGCAAUUGGUGUCUUUAUGGAAGUUAAACACACAAAGCAUAAGGAACAUGUCAUAGGCGAUGCAACUGUGGAAGUCGGAACUUGGAUUUUUUCGGGUCUUGCAUAUACCCUAAUUGCUUUCACAAAGACGUCGUAUAUUCCUGUGUACAUCAUGUUCCAUGGUCAACAAUCAAAGGUUAAGCCCUGCAUGUUGAUAGGGUGA